This is a messenger RNA of Cornus florida, 1462 nucleotides long. Its product is annotated as formate dehydrogenase, mitochondrial-like. Gene Ontology annotation, molecular function: formate dehydrogenase (NAD+) activity; NAD binding; oxidoreductase activity, acting on the CH-OH group of donors, NAD or NADP as acceptor. The transcript is spliced from 6 exons. Bases 109 to 1257 code for a protein of 382 amino acids. Gene Ontology annotation, cellular component: mitochondrion; chloroplast. Lineage: Eukaryota; Viridiplantae; Streptophyta; Magnoliopsida; Cornales; Cornaceae. The record is from RefSeq and is a predicted model, not a curated record.
CAUUUUGAGUUGCCUAUAAGAAGACAGCAUGAAUUACAAUUCUCAAUCACACAAGUCUACAAGUGAGCAUUUGUUAAUUAACUUAAUUUAGACACGAGUGAGAUAACCAUGAAUCGUGUAGCUGCGUCCGCUAUUCGUGCUUUUUCUUCGUCUGGAAACUCGUCUUCAUCGUUUCUUACUAGACACCUUCAUUCUUCUCCUGGAAGCAAAAAGAUAGUUGGUGUGUUUUACAAAGCAAAUGAAUAUGCUUCCAUGAAUCCCAAUUUUGUUGGGUGUGCAGAAAAUGCCUUGGGCAUAAAGGACUGGUUGGAAUCCAAAGGUCACCACUAUAUUGUCACUGAUGACAAAGAAGGCCCUAAUUGUGAACUUGAAAAGCAUAUUCCGGAUCUCCACGUGCUAAUAACCACCCCUUUCCAUCCGGCCUACGUUACAGCUGAAAGGAUCAAGAAGGCCAAAAAUUUGCAGCUCCUGCUCACUGCUGGAAUUGGGUCUGACCAUGUUGAUUUGAAGGCGGCUGCUGCCGCUGGUUUAACUGUUGCAGAGAUCACUGGAAGCAACGUUGUGUCGGUUGCAGAGGAUGAGCUCAUGAGAAUCCUUGUUCUUGUCAGGAAUUUCGUGCCCGGACAACGUCAAGUUGUCAAUGGGGAGUGGAAUGUCGCAAGUAUUGCUUAUAGAGCUUAUGAUCUUGAAGGAAAGACUGUGGGAACUAUUGGUGCCGGACGUAUUGGCAAGCUUUUGCUCCAAAGGUUGAAGCCUUUCAACUGUAACCUCCUGUAUCAUGACCGGAUCAAGAUGGAUCCAGAUUUCGAGAAUCAAACAGGGGCCAAGUUUGAGGAGGAUCUUGAUUCAAUGCUUCCCAAAUGUGACGUAAUUGUCGUCAACAUGCCUCUCACAGACAAAACCAAAGGGAUGUUUGACAAAGCUAGGAUUGCUAAGCUGAAGAAGGGAGUUCUAAUUGUUAACAAUGCUCGGGGAGCAAUCAUGGAUACACAAGCUGUUGUUGAUGCUUGUAAUAGUGGACAAAUCGGAGGUUAUAGUGGGGAUGUUUGGAACCCCCAACCAGCUCCAAAGGACCAUCCAUGGCGAUACAUGCCAAACCAAGCUAUGACCCCUCAUAUUUCUGGCACUACAAUUGAUGGACAGUUGCGAUACGCGGCUGGAGUGAAGGACAUGCUGGAUAGGUACUUCAAGGGAGAAGAUUUUCCUCCACAAAAUUACAUUGUCAAGGAUGGUGAAAUAGCAAGCCAGUAUCGUUAAUGGAAACCCCUCUCAGAGGAUGCUAAUAAGGCUCAUAAGUUGGCUCUCACCUCUCAGGGAGACAACUUGCUAAUGUUUUCUUGCAUUUUGCUUUUUAACAAAAAAGGAGUCUGCUAGUUGAGAUUGUUCUUAGCAGGCCAAGUAAUAAAUGAUGUAGAUCUUUGUUUUGUUUAGCUUUAAAGAAUGGAUGCAUGGUUGGUUUUAA